This is a messenger RNA of Microtus oregoni (creeping vole), 475 nucleotides long. Its product is annotated as eukaryotic translation initiation factor 1A, X-chromosomal. The record is from RefSeq and is a predicted model, not a curated record. Gene Ontology annotation, cellular component: cytoplasm. The transcript is spliced from 7 exons. NCBI's taxonomy places the organism in Eukaryota, Metazoa, Chordata, Mammalia, Rodentia, Cricetidae. Gene Ontology annotation, molecular function: RNA binding; translation initiation factor activity. Gene Ontology annotation, biological process: translational initiation. Bases 41 to 475 code for a protein of 144 amino acids.
GGAGCACGGUCCCGCACGCCGCCAGCCCGUCUUUGCCGCCAUGCCCAAGAAUAAAGGAAAAGGAGGUAAAAACAGACGUAGAGGAAAGAAUGAGAAUGAAUCUGAAAAGCGAGAGCUGGUGUUCAAAGAGGAUGGGCAAGAAUAUGCUCAGGUAAUCAAAAUGUUGGGAAAUGGACGAUUAGAAGCAAUGUGUUUCGAUGGUGUGAAGAGACUAUGCCAUAUCAGAGGGAAAUUGAGAAAAAAGGUUUGGAUAAAUACCUCAGACAUUAUAUUGGUGGGCCUCCGAGAUUACCAGGAUAACAAAGCCGAUGUCAUUUUAAAAUACAACGCAGAUGAAGCUAGAAGUCUCAAGGCAUAUGGCGAGCUUCCAGAGCAUGCUAAAAUCAAUGAAACUGAUACAUUUGGUCCUGGAGAUGAUGAUGAAAUUCAGUUUGAUGACAUUGGGGAUGAUGAUGAAGACAUCGAUGAUAUCUGA